Messenger RNA from Octopus bimaculoides (California two-spot octopus), 1299 nucleotides. RefSeq names its product hemagglutinin/proteinase-like. The record is from RefSeq and is a predicted model, not a curated record. NCBI's taxonomy places the organism in Eukaryota, Metazoa, Mollusca, Cephalopoda, Octopoda, Octopodidae.
AUGUUUUCAUUUCAAGGAUGCAGCUUUAUCCCUCGGUGUCAGACAUGCCGUUUAACUUCCGCAGAUCGCAGUUCCUGUUAUGAAGUUACUAAUGGUUUAUACAAUAAGUUGCGAAAAGACACCUUUUCCUCUAAAUGUAAGAAAGCUAACGUAGAGAGAUACUAUGAUAUCAAUGAUGAAGCUAAACUCCUCACUAAACGUAGUAAUAUCGAUGAUAGAUUAGAACGCUUUACUAAGAGCGAGGCGUUAAUUACUUUAAAAGACCUUAAGUCUAAUUUUUGUGAUAAUCUUACAUCUAGAUUGUUAAAUCCGGAAUGGUAUAAUACUUCAAUACUAAACAAACAAGCUACAUUGCGUGUUCACUUUGGAGAAAAUUAUGAAAACGCAUUUUGGAAUGGGAAAUAUUGCUCGUUUGGUGAUGGCUAUACAAACUUUUAUCCUUUCACAGAUGCUGAUAUUGUCGGGCAUGAACUUGCGCAUGGCUUCACAUAUCAACACUCUGAAUUGCUUUACUUUGAUGAGUCUGGAUCUAUGAAUGAGGCUUUUUCUGAUAUGACAGGAGAAGUCAAUGAAGCUUAUAUAGAUAAAACUGACUGGUUAGUUGGAUUCAACAUCAUAAAAGAUGAGGAAGCAUUGAGAUUUAUGGCAGACCCAUCCUUGGACAAUAAAUCUAUAAGUCAUGUGGAUAACUUCACUAAACAAAUGGAUCCUCAUCAUGGAAGUGGGAUUUAUAAUUUUAUGUUUUACUACAUUGUACACGAAUUAAAAAUGGAUAUCAAGGAAGCUUACCGAGUUUUCCUUAUUGCCAAUGAAAUAUAUUGGCAUCCUCAUUCAGAUUUCACUUCUGGGGCUUGUGAUGUGUUGAAGGUUGCCUACGAUCUUGGGCAAGAUCUAACCCCCUUUAUUAAAACCUAUGAACUUGUGGGAAUUAAACCAUGUGAUGUAGAGAAACAUAUUCGAGGAUUGCCAUUUAACAAAACAGUCUCAGGUAUUACAGUGUCAGAGAAAGCAAACCCAGUCUUUGAUUUUGUUUAUCCAAGCUGGGCUGGGAAUAUUACAAUUACUGCCACUAGUAUGUGUGGUGAAGUUCAUAUUAAGGUAUCAAAGAGCAAUAUGCUAACAGAGGGGGAUGGUUCAGACCCAGUUACAUUGUUAGCUGAAGGCACAUCAGAACUGAAUUUGGGAAAGCCAGAUGGACAUAAUUUCUUUGUCAAAUUAUCUCCAGAAUCUACUGAAAAUUUAGAGAAUGUUAGUAUACGUGUUACUUAUGGCUGUGAUCCAUAUUUUGUUGUAGAGUGA